Messenger RNA from Camelina sativa (false flax), 1318 nucleotides. Its product is annotated as eukaryotic initiation factor 4A-III homolog. The record is from RefSeq and is a predicted model, not a curated record. NCBI's taxonomy places the organism in Eukaryota, Viridiplantae, Streptophyta, Magnoliopsida, Brassicales, Brassicaceae. Gene Ontology annotation, molecular function: ATP binding; RNA helicase activity; nucleic acid binding.
UGUGUUAUUAGACCUCACAACUUUUUUUAAUUUUAUUGGAAUACAAUCAAAAGAGCUUCUCAACUAAAAAGGUAGAGAUUUAUAUAUGGCGAGAGCGAACGUGGCUAAUCCUGGCCGUGGCGACCGUAGGAGAGGCGGUGGAGCAAGAGAGGACGACAAGUCGGUCUUCAAGACGACCACAGGGGUUGAGGCCGUCGCGAGUUUCGAAGACAUGGGAAUUAACGAGAAUGUUCUUCGUGGUCUCUACCAGUACGGUUACGAGAAGCCAUCGGCCAUUCAGCAGAGGGCUAUCAUGCCGAUUCUCCGAGGGCGAGAUGUUAUUGCUCAAGCCCAGUCCGGUACAGGAAAGACCUCUAUGAUUGCCCUAUCCGUCUGCCAAGUCGUUGACACUUCGUCUAGAGAGGUUCAGGCCUUGGUAUUAUCCCCAACAAGAGAGCUAGCUUCACAAACAGCGAAGACGAUACAAGCUAUAGGAUUACACGCCAAUAUCCAUGCACAUGCAUGCAUCGGUGGGAAGAGCAUUGGAGAAGACAUCAGGAGGCUGGAGCAUGGUGUUCAAGUUGUGUCUGGGACACCUGGUCGUGUCUGUGACAUGAUAAAGAGGCGAAGUCUACGCACCAGAGCUAUUACAAUUCUGAUUCUUGACGAAUCAGAUGAGAUGCUGAGCAGAGGAUUCAAGGACCAGAUCUAUGGUGUUUACAGAUAUCUUCCACCGGACCUACAGGUUUGCUUGGUUUCUGCAACUCUUCCUCGGGAGAUUUUGGAGAUGACAAGCAAGUUCAUGACGGAUCCAGUGAAGGUACUUGUGAAGCGUGAUGAGUUGACUCUUGAUGGAAUCAAACAAUAUUUUGUUGCUGUCGAGAAGGAGGAGUGGAAACUUGAAACACUCUGUGAUCUUUACGAGACACUUACCAUUACCCAAGCUGUUAUCUUCUGCAACACAAAACGAAAGGUGGACUGGCUUAGUGAGAGUAUGAGGAGUAGCAACUUUACUGUCUCAUCAAUGCAUGGGGACAUGCCACAGAAGGAGAGAGACGAGAUCAUGAAUCAGUUUCGGGGAGGUCACAGUCGCAUAUUGAUCACAACAGAUGUAUGGGCACGUGGGAUCGACGUGGAUCAAAUUUCUCUUGUCAUCAAUUAUGAUCUCCCCAACAACCGUGAGCUCUACAUUCAUCGUAUCGGACGGUCUGGUCGUUUCGGGCGUAAGGGUGUUGGAAUCAACUUUGUUAAAAACGACGAUAUCAAGAUUCUCCGGGACAUUGAGCAGUACUACAGUACGCAGAUUGACGAGAUGCCAAAUAAUAUAGCUGAUCUUUAA